UGUAUUUGUAAGUCAGGGUUUCAAUUAAUUCAUAAUAAUGAAUUUAUCAAAUUUAUUUGGAUAAACAUUUUAAAAAAUUUGAACUCAUUUUUUCAAAUUAUGUGUGUGGCACUUUGAUCAUGGAUAUCAAUGCCAGGAAUUCUGUAUGAAGCUCAAGAAUGCAGUCUCCAUGAACACUCAUCUCUCUCACACACAAACACACAUGUAAUCACAAUGCAGAGGCAGGUCCCAUUUGCAUGAACAAACACUUUAAAUCCAAUUAAUCAGACUACAGAGGAAUGAGAACUGUAAAAGAGGAGGGGGAGGAAGGAAGUGCUUUCCUUGAAAAUGAAGCUGGUAGCGGAGAUACUGACCGGAAGUCUGUUCUUUGUUGAAGUGGAAGACGAUGCUACAGUAGGCGACCUAAAGAAAAAAAUUGGAGAGCAAGAAAACCUUCCCACUGAACGCCUUAUCCUGAUGCUUGAUGCCGAUGAACGUCUUCUGCUGGAUAGAAAUGAUGUUUGUCUCAAAGAUUAUGGGGUUCAAGAUAGCUCCCAUCUCUAUAUUUUCUUUAAACCCCUUGAUCAUGAUUCCCCAACUCCUAAAGAUUCUGCCUCAGGUGAACCUUCACCGUCCAAGCCAGGCCAAAACGAACCUUCAGAUGAAGAUGAUGAGCUCACACCCUCCGACAGUGACCAAGAUGUACCUUCACCGUCCAAGCCAGACCAAAACGAACCUUCACAUGAAGAUGAUGAGCGCACACCCUCCGACAGUGACCAAGAUGUACCUUCACCGUCCAAGCCAGACCAAAACGAACCUUCAGAUGAAGAUGAUGAGCCCACACCCUCCGACAGUGACCAAGAUGUAGAUGAGGAAUAUGAUGAGUCCACAUCCUCUGCUGAUCCCGGCUCGGACCAGCAGGAAGACUGACCAUGAAUCUUACUGCUGAUGUAAUAAUGAUUAUUUGUCUGAGCGAUGAAUCCUAAUGCAUGUCUUCGAACCAUUUCUUAUAGUGAUAGUGAAUAGCAGGGUUAAAUCUUCCAGUUAUAAGCUCCAAUAUGCACACAUGAGAUGUAUUGUUAGCAUUAACUGCAUGAGAAAGCCCUGAACAUCUAUACGAUGGAGAGCACCUUUUUUA
Sesamum indicum (sesame) is the source of this 1117-nucleotide messenger RNA. NCBI's taxonomy places the organism in Eukaryota, Viridiplantae, Streptophyta, Magnoliopsida, Lamiales, Pedaliaceae. The record is from RefSeq and is a predicted model, not a curated record.